AUGGUGAAUACAGGAAAGCCCUCAGCAAGCUGCGAAACUUGUAGAGCUCGGCAUAUCAAGUGCGAUGAGAGCAGGCCGAGCUGCAUGAGAUGCCAGAAGCUCAAAAGAAUUUGUCCUGGAUAUCGAGAUCUAUCAAAAGUUCGGUUCGGCGGUAAACCUGCAUCUCGAAAGGGGAACACUCCCACAUAUGAGCACAAACCCAAAUCAAGCUCAGAAUAUGUCGGCGAUUCACUCCUCAGUGAUUUUGUCGGGAGUGAGACUCUCCUUGGCCAAAGGAGCUUGUCUUCUAUGCACUUUCGAGUUCCAGAACACGAAGCUGCGCAGUGUUUUUUCCUUGCCAACUUCAUCCUUCUUCCGAGUACGGCCACCAAAAUGGGCCACCUCAAUUUCAUCAUCCCUCUUCUCAACACUGCUAGCGAACGUUCGCCUUUGCGAUCUGCCUUUUCUGCAGUCAGUCUAGCUUCCUUAGGAGCUCAACCAAACUCUGGUGGCCUGCUUUCAAAAGCAAAACUUAGCUAUGUCCAAGCCCUGAAGCAGAUCAACGUCGCCUUGACCGAUCCAAAACUGGCGAAAGAAGAUUCAACCAUGGCGACCACUUUACUCUUAUCAGUUUAUGAGGCAAUGGUUCGCCCGGAAACAGAUCUUAAAGGGUGGCAUUCUCAUAUUGACGGCGCGGUGGCGUUGAUUACUUCUGGAAGGAGGAGACUGUUCCGAAGUGAGAUUAGCAGAGAAUUAUUUCUCGCUGUUAGAGAAUUGAUGGUAUUUUUGCCGAGCCUGAUUGGGACCUCAAAAGCACCUAAUCGUGGAGUAUACUGGUGGACUAAUAGAGUUCCAGAAGAAGAAGUCUCACAAAGAUAUGCUUUGCUCAAUCUACAUGUGGCCGAGCUUCUCGAGGAUAACAACAAAAUUACAACCUUGUCGCCGCAAACGGCUUGCAAUACUGAAAUUAUUGUUGAAUUUCUCACAAGAGCAGUACAACUCGAGAAGCAAUAUAGGGAUUGGCAAGAAAACCAAGCCUCGUGUUGGGAACCUACAACGGUCGCUUGGAUCGAUAACGAGGACACGAUGGAUUUUGCUACGUCAAAAGCAUUUUCGGAAAGGGUUGAAGCAUUCACAGAUCUCACGGCCGCAUACAGAUACAACAUAGCGAGAUCCUCUCAGAUUCUCAUAUGGACUUCAAUUCUCCGUGCCGUUGCGUGGACAGGAUAUCCGAAGGAUUACAGACUUACCACCAGUUACUCAAACGCACGUCGGCGCUGUAUUGAGUUGAUCGACGGUAUUAUUGCCAGCAUUCCGUACUUCCUGGGAUGGAAAGGGCGUUCAGACGAAGCUCUCGCAGGAGAAUCUCAAUCCGCUUGCAGCAGCAAUUUGAAAGUGAUUGGAGUUGGCGCUUUCUAUGUGAUGUGGCCAAUGUUCGUUGCAGCGAAUUCUGACUUUGCUACUCCGGAACAACUUGCCUUUGUGAAAGGGAGACUUAUCUAUAUAGCCGAGAAUUCGGGAAUCAAUCAGGCCGACCGAUUGAUACAGGUAUGCUAA
This is a messenger RNA of Hyaloscypha bicolor E, 1536 nucleotides long. RefSeq lists its product as uncharacterized. The coding region runs from base 1 to 1536 and encodes 511 amino acids. The transcript has 5 exons. Gene Ontology annotation, biological process: regulation of DNA-templated transcription. The record is from RefSeq and is a predicted model, not a curated record. Lineage: Eukaryota; Fungi; Ascomycota; Leotiomycetes; Helotiales; Hyaloscyphaceae. Gene Ontology annotation, molecular function: zinc ion binding; DNA-binding transcription factor activity, RNA polymerase II-specific.